AUGGAGAGCCAGAAUCCCGAUGCACGCCCUUUGCCUCCAGGAUGGAUGACUCAGUUUGACUCCAAUUAUCGGGCUUGGUACUACGUUAAUACCAAAGCCACACCUCCAGAAAUCACCUGGAACCACCCGUUAGGCCCACCUCCCACCUCGCCUCCCCCUCAAAGUCAAUACGGGCCUCCGCCAGGUCCUCCUCCACCCGGACCAACACAAUCAGACAAUCGUGGCUACAACCAACCUCCCUCGUUCCCAAGUAGUCCUGGAGGAGGAGCAGGAGGAGGGUAUGGGUAUGGUAAUCCGCAAGGAGGUUAUGGAGGAUAUAGCGGACCUCCGCAAGGCGGUUAUCAGCAACCACCACCCCAGUAUGGUGGUUAUGGAUCACCAUCUCCUCAACAAGGAUAUGGUCAAUAUGGUAGCUAUCAGGGGGGUUCCGGUUGGGACCAGACUCCUCCGCCUCAACAAAGCAAAGGUGCCGGUGGUUUACUUGGAAAGCUGAUGGGUGGUAGCAAACCACAACAACAGCCUCAGCAAGUCGUCUAUCAACAGGGUCCCCCGAAGAAGUCAGGUCCCGGUAUGGGCUCAAUGAUGGCUCUCGGAGCUGGUGGUCUUCUUGCCGGUGGUCUACUUGGAGCUGCUAUCGCCGAUGACGACAACGAUGCUUACAGGGACGGGUAUGAGGAUGGACAAGAUGGGGACUUUGGUGGUGAUUGGUAA
Molecule: messenger RNA, 711 nt
Organism: Marasmius oreades (fairy-ring Marasmius)
Lineage: Eukaryota; Fungi; Basidiomycota; Agaricomycetes; Agaricales; Marasmiaceae
Exons: 6
Coding region: 1-711 (236 amino acids)
Molecular function (GO): protein binding
Source: RefSeq, a predicted model, not a curated record